Ochlerotatus camptorhynchus is the source of this 1146-nucleotide messenger RNA. Its product is annotated as sorbitol dehydrogenase-like. The transcript has 2 exons. Gene Ontology annotation, biological process: D-sorbitol catabolic process. The coding region runs from base 39 to 1130 and encodes 363 amino acids. Lineage: Eukaryota; Metazoa; Arthropoda; Insecta; Diptera; Culicidae. Gene Ontology annotation, molecular function: zinc ion binding; L-iditol 2-dehydrogenase (NAD+) activity. The record is from RefSeq and is a predicted model, not a curated record.
AGAAGUCCCGGUUGUCAAUCAUUCACCCACUGUUAGCGAUGGCACCUAAUCAGAAUUUUGCUGCCGUAGUGCACGGCCCAAACGAUCUUCGCCUGGAGCAACGUCCCAUACCGGAGCCGGCCUUCAACGAGGUGGUCGUCGAGGUGGAUUGCUGUGGAAUCUGUGGAACCGAUAUCCACUUCCUGAAGGAAGGUGGCUUCGGUGCCCAGAUGCUGAUCAAACCCAUCGUACUGGGACACGAAUCGUCCGGAGUGGUACGGAAAGUGGGCAGCAAGGUGACUCACUUGGCGAUAGGUGAUCGCGUUGCGAUCGAGCCAGCCGCUGGAUGUCGCACUUGUGAUCUGUGCAAGGUCGGCAAGUACAAUGUCUGUCUGGAUGGUAAACACUGUACCACGCAGAAACACGACGGAAACUGUUCGAACUACUACGCACAAUAUGCGGACUGUUGCUACAAGUUGCCGGAUCACGUCACGAUGGAGGAAGGCGCCAUGCUGGAACCUCUGUCGGUGGCAGUCUACGCCACUCGUCGUGUCGACGUUAGUUUAGGCAGCAGAGUGAUCAUAUUCGGAGCAGGUCCGAUCGGGCAAAUGUGCUUGAUCGCGGCCAAAGCGAUGGGUGCUACGAGGACUGUGGUCCUAGAUUUGGCUAGGGUCAAACAUCGACUGGAUCUAGCGAAGAAGCUAGGAGCUACGGGUGUGAUCGCGAUCACCAAAGAUGAUAAGGAGGAUGAUCUAGUGAAAAGAAUUCAACAGCUUCUAGGAGGCCCAGCUGAUCGAGUUCUGGAAUGCACCGGUUCCCAGCCGGGAAUUCGAAUCUCGAUCAAAGCCACCAGGAACGCUGGCAAGAUCUGCCUCGUUGGGCUUGGUAACGACGACGUUAAAUUGCCCAUGGUGGAUGCCAUCUCGCGGGAAAUCGAUAUCAUAACGGCCAUGCGGUUCAACCAUGACUUUCCGGCUGCUCUGGAGAUUGUAGCGAGCGGGUAUGUAGACAUCAAACCACUUGCCUCACAUCACUUUGAGCUGAAGGACGUCCACGAGGCGUUCCGUGUUGCCAGUCAAGGCGAAGGGAACAAGGUACUGAUCCAUCUCGUUCCGCGAGAUACCAACAAUAGGAAGAAGUUUGUAAAUUAAGAUUUAUUCAAUAAAG